GGCGGGCCGGCAGCAGGAGGAAGCAGCGCGAUGCGAUGUGGCCGGCGGGUGACCCGGGCACCGCGGCGAGCAGCGGCGCCUGCCUUCUGCUGCUGGCGCUGGCGGCCGCGGUGCUGGCGCUGGUGGUGCGGCAGCUGCUGAAGCAGCGGCGGCCGCCCGGCUUCCCGCCCGGCCCCGCAGGGCUGCCCCUCAUCGGCAACAUCCACGCCCUGGGCGCGGAGCAGCCGCACGUCUACAUGAGGCGGCAGAGCCAGAUCCACGGGCAGAUCUUCAGUCUUGAUCUGGGAGGUAUAUCUGCUAUUGUACUGAAUGGCUAUGAUGCAGUAAAAGAAUGCCUUGUUCAUCAAAGCGAAAUUUUUGCAGAUAGACCAUCUCUUCCUCUGUUUAAGAAGCUGACAAACAUGGGAGGCUUACUGAACAGUAAAUAUGGCAGAGGAUGGACAGAACAUCGCAAAUUAGCUGUAAAUACCUUUCGAACUUUCGGAUAUGGUCAAAGGUCCUUUGAACACAAAAUUUCAGAAGAAUCUGUGUAUUUUCUUGAUGCCAUUGACACAUACAAAGGCAGACCAUUUGAUCUUAAGCACUUGAUAACAAAUGCUGUUUCAAACAUUACUAAUUGGAUUAUUUUUGGAGAACGUUUCACAUAUGAAGAUACUGAAUUUCAGCACAUGAUUGAGAUUUUUAGUGAAAAUAUUGAAUUAGCUGCUAGUGCUUCUGUAUUUUUAUAUAAUGCUUUUCCUUGGAUUGGUAUUUUGCCAUUUGGGAAACACCAGCAGCUGUUUAAAAAUGCAGCUGAAGUCUAUGACUUUCUUCAUGAGCUUAUUGAACGUGUCUCUGAAAAUAGGAAGCCUCAGGCACCUCGACAUUUUGUAGAUGCCUAUUUGGAUGAGAUGGAUUGCAAUGAAAAUGAUCCAGAAUCUACAUUUUCAAGAGAAAACUUAAUUUUCUCUGUUGGAGAGCUCAUCAUAGCUGGGACAGAAACCACAACAAAUGUUUUAAGAUGGGCAGUGUUAUUUAUGGCUCUUUAUCCAAACAUUCAAGGGCAAGUUCAAAAAGAAAUCGAUUUAGUCAUCGGCCCAAACAAAAUCCCUGUGUUAGAGGAGAAAGGCAAAAUGCCGUACACUGAGGCUGUCCUACAUGAAGUUCUAAGGUUCUGUAACAUCGCUCCACUCGGUAUUUUUCAUGCAACUUCCAAAGAUACUGUUGUGCGUGGUUACUCCAUUCCUGAAGGCACUACAGUCAUUACAAACCUCUACUCCGUUCAUUUUGAUGAAAAAUACUGGAGCAAUCCAGAAGUGUUUUUUCCUGAGAGGUUUUUGGACGGUAACGGGCAGUUUGUCAAGAAAGAAGCAUUUAUUCCUUUUUCACUAGGAAGAAGACAUUGUCUUGGAGAACAACUAGCUCGAAUGGAACUGUUUUUGUUUUUCACUUCAUUACUACAACGGUUUCACCUGUGUUUUCCUCAUGGUGUGAUUCCAGAUCUCAAACCAAGAUUAGGCAUGACCUUGCAACCACAGCCAUACCUCAUCUGUGCAGAGAGACGGUGAACAGAAUGGUCUCAAUUGUCUGGUGGAGCACAAUGCUCCAAGUCACAGCCAAGGAUCCACUUUGUCUUCUAAAUGCGUUCAUGUCAGAAGAACAAAAAUUUGAAGGACUUGCAGAUAUAUUCUGACUACUUGUGCAGGAGUUAAUGGUUUCUGUUUACUUGGUUUACACAAAAAAAACCCUCUACUGAAAACGUGAAACGCAUCCUGUGUUUAAAAUUGAUGUUUUCACUCCAGAAGCCUGUUUUGAAUCUAACUUCUGAUUCAGCUUUCAAAUAUCUAAUUACUCAACAAGUCAUUUUACUUUGUGAGGUUAUUUUUAUAAGCAUGGAGAAUAUGGCUCAGAAUGUUUAUACUCCUAUUCAGACAUAAAAAUCUAAUUUACACUAUUCCAGCUAAGCUGUUCUUUAUAAUUCUCCAUUAAAUUUACAUAGCUAAAAAGGUUUUAAAGGUAUCUAUUUAAAUUUCUGUAACUCAGAAUAAACUCUUUUCCUGCCUUGACAAACAAAUUGUCUAUUAAAAUAUUUUAAUCCUUCUUG
Messenger RNA from Columba livia (rock pigeon), 2083 nucleotides. Its product is annotated as vitamin D 25-hydroxylase. Gene Ontology annotation, cellular component: intracellular membrane-bounded organelle; cytoplasm. The record is from RefSeq and is a predicted model, not a curated record. The transcript is spliced from 5 exons. Gene Ontology annotation, molecular function: heme binding; oxidoreductase activity, acting on paired donors, with incorporation or reduction of molecular oxygen, reduced flavin or flavoprotein as one donor, and incorporation of one atom of oxygen; iron ion binding. Bases 36 to 1547 code for a protein of 503 amino acids. Lineage: Eukaryota; Metazoa; Chordata; Aves; Columbiformes; Columbidae. Gene Ontology annotation, biological process: xenobiotic metabolic process.